UAUUAAUUGUAUCACAUUUUGUUGCAGAUGAAGAAGACACUUUUGAAACUUUGAAAACAACACAGAUUCCCCGAAAAAAUGGCUUAGGUGCUGACAGCCUUUCUGGAACAACAAAAAUGCAAGCUUCAAAGCCCAAGGAGACUAAACCUACAGCCCAUAAAAGUCCUGCCAAAUUUUCUCCUACUUCAGUACUUGAUUACUUUGGGAACAGUUCUGUGCAACGCUCUGACAAAAAGCUUGUAGCAAGUUCAAAGAGAAAAACGACUGUGGGGAGCACCGAUAACUCCACUCAUGAAGAUGAAGCAAUUGCCCGUCAACUUCAAAUGGAGGAGGAUGAGGAGUUAGAACGACAACUUCAUGAGGAUGAAGAUUUUGCAAGAACACUGGCAAUGCUAGAUGAAUCUCCAAAACAUAAAAAGGUUAAGAGGAACUUAGAUGAUGAAAAGACAUCUGUAUCAUCAUCAUCAACUGGGAAAAGUCCAGAUAAACCAGACAAAAAAAAUGAAAAAUUGUCAGCUCAAAAAUUAAAUUUGGAGCAUAGUGCGAGAGAACAGAAUAAAACAACUACAGACUCACAGUCCACCAUAAAGGAGAAAUCUCCCAAAAAGCCCUCGCCUGUAAAAGCCAGUGCUAAGUUAGCCCAAAUGAAAAGGAAAGAAGAGGCUUCAAUCCAGACAGCAAGUAUGGAUGGAGCUGAAUCUACUUCAUUUAAAUCAAGUUCAGCUUCUCUGAAGGAGGAGAAAAGCAGUUGUAAAACGACUGAGAAAAUUUCUCCAAAGAAAUCACAGUCAAAAAGCCCAGAAGAAUCUGCCAGUAAACGACAAAACUACCAGGCAUAUCGCAACUACCUUAACAGGGAAGGCCCAAGAGCACUAGGAUCUAAAGAAAUCCCCCAGGGUGCAGAUAAUUGUUUAGAGGGUUUGACAUUUGUGAUCACUGGAGUUCUUGAAUCAUUGGAGCGCGAUGAAGCCAAAUCACUGAUAGAGCGCUAUGGUGGCAAAGUGACUGGAAAUAUCAGUAAGAAAACAAACUAUAUGGUGCAGGGCAGAGAUGGUGGAGCCUCCAAAACUGAAAAGGCAGAAAGUUUAGGUACAAGAAUUCUUGAUGAAGAUGGUCUUCUCAAUCUGAUUCGCACAUUACCUGGCAAAAAAUCAAAAUAUGAAAUAGCAGCAGAAUCCGAGAUCAAGAAAUGUAAACAAAAAACACCUGAAAAGCAUGUGAAAACCACACCUGUAAAAUCAUCUGGAAAGAAAAAAAGAACAACCCCUCUGAAAAAUGAGUCAGAAAAAGGAAAGUGUUCCUCUCCUAAAGUAAAGAAAAGCCUGUCAUUCAAGCAGGAAAAAUCUGAUCUACCCUGUGACACCCCGACUGUAAGGGAUGGAGAGAGCCUUCUGUGGGUGGACAAGUACAAACCUACAUCGCUCAAGUCAGUCAUAGGUCAGCAGGGGGAGCAAAGCUGUGCUCAGAAAUUGUUCCGCUGGCUUCGUAGUUGGCAUCAGAAAAACAGUGGUGAGAAAAAGCCGACAGCUAAAUUUGGCAAAUUUGGCGGAAAAGACGAUGGUUCAUCUUUUAAAGCAGCUUUACUCUCAGGACCUCCUGGCAUAGGCAAGACAACUACUGCUGUUCUUGUAUGUGAGGAGCUGGGCUACAGUUAUGUAGAAUUAAAUGCUAGCUGUACUCGAAGUAAGAACAGUCUGAAGGAGGUGAUUGCAGAGUCUCUCAACAACACAAGCAUCAAAUCUUUCUCUACGGGGAAGUCUCAAACAGUUAGCAGUAUGCAUGUACUAAUCAUGGAUGAAGUGGAUGGAAUGGCAGGAAAUGAAGACAGAGGUGGAAUCCAGGAAUUAAUCGGCCUGAUUAAGCAGACAAAAAUUCCUAUCAUCUGUAUGUGUAAUGAUCGAAAUCAUCAAAAGAUGAGAUCCCUGGUAAACUACUGCUUUGAUCUUCGCUUUCAAAGACCACGGGUUGAACAAAUUAAGGGUGCAAUGAUGUCCAUAGCUUUCAAAGAAGGUUUGAAAAUUCCACCACCAGCACUAAAUGAAAUUAUUCUGGCUGCUAAUCAAGACAUUAGACAGGUGCUGCACAAUCUUAGCAUGUGGUCCGCAAGCAACAAAGUAUUCACUUAUGAUCAGGCCAAAGCUGAUGCCAGCAAAGCAAGAAAGGAUAUCAAGAUGGGACCAUUUGAUGUUUGCCGAAAAGUAUUUAUCACUGGGGAAGAAACUGCUCACAUGACACUUAUAGAUAAAUCGGAUCUCUUCUUCCAUGAUUACUCUCUGGUUCCUCUCUUUGUCCAAGAAAAUUAUGUACAUGUGAAGCCAGUUGCAGCAGGUGGAAAUUUGAAAAAACACCUGACACUUUUGAGUAAGGCAGCAGAUAGUAUUUGUGAUGGAGAUCUGGUAGAUAAACAGAUUCGCAGAAAUCAAAUGUGGUCACUGUUACCCACCCAGGCCAUUUAUGCCAGUGUUCUUCCUGGAGAAUUAAUGAGGGGCUACAUGUCUCAGUUUCCUUCUUUUCCAAGUUGGCUGGGUAAAUUUUCUUCAACGGGUAAACAUUCACGUAUUAUUGAGGAGCUGUCGACACACAUGUUUCUCAGAACACAUUCCAGUAAACAAGCAGUGAAUUUGGAGUAUGUAUCCUAUAUCCGGGAUGCCAUUGUUAAGCCCUUGGCUCGCAAAGGUGUGGAUGGGGUUGCUGAGGCAGUGCAGGUCAUGGAUGAGUAUUAUCUCAUUAAGGAAGAUGUGGACAGCAUUAUGGAAAUUAGCAACUGGGGAGCUCAGCCAGACCUUUAUUCCAAGUUAGACUCUAAGGUUAAGGCGGCCUUUACGCGCACCUACAACAAAGAGGUGCAUUUAACACCAUACGCCCUUCAGGCUGUGAGUAAAGGAAAACGGGGUAGAGCAGCUACUGUUGAUUUAGACGAAGAGGAGUUUGGCACCAACAAUACUCAGCCAGAGGAUAACGAAACUGAAGACACAGUUGAAAUGGAUGCAAUGAUAAAGCAGAAGAAAGUGGCAAAGGCUUCAAAAGAGGAAAAAGCAACUGUCUCGAAAGGAAAGGGGAAAGGAAAGAAAGCAAAAUAACUGAAUAGUUUUAAAACUACUUUUACAUUUUGCGCGUGUGUAAAGCAACAUUUAAAGUGACAAAGGAUCAUUUAUGCAACUUAUGAGACUCUUUAAGAAGCUUUGACUUUUUUGAAGGGACAUUUAUCACUGGUAUGACAAAAAUAAGUGCUUAUGUAAAUAAUGAAAAAAAAACUAUGAAAAUGUCCAGAUUUGUGUAUAUUAGUAGGAAUCUAGUAGAGUAUUAUAUAAAUAAAAUAAAAAUAGUUUUCAUACAGUU
This is a messenger RNA of Polypterus senegalus (gray bichir), 3339 nucleotides long. It is a transcript of the gene rfc1, whose product is annotated as replication factor C (activator 1) 1. Gene Ontology annotation, cellular component: DNA replication factor C complex; nucleus. The transcript is spliced from 21 exons. Bases 117 to 3080 code for a protein of 987 amino acids. Gene Ontology annotation, biological process: DNA repair; DNA replication. The record is from RefSeq and is a predicted model, not a curated record. Lineage: Eukaryota; Metazoa; Chordata; Cladistia; Polypteriformes; Polypteridae. Gene Ontology annotation, molecular function: DNA binding; ATP hydrolysis activity; DNA clamp unloader activity.